Molecule: messenger RNA, 487 nt
Organism: Coffea eugenioides
Lineage: Eukaryota; Viridiplantae; Streptophyta; Magnoliopsida; Gentianales; Rubiaceae
Product: 40S ribosomal protein S7-like
Exons: 1
Biological process (GO): ribosomal small subunit biogenesis; rRNA processing; translation
Cellular component (GO): cytosolic small ribosomal subunit; 90S preribosome; ribosome
Molecular function (GO): structural constituent of ribosome
Source: RefSeq, a predicted model, not a curated record
AAUCUGUACAUCAAUUCUGCUGUUCAAAUUGAUGUCUCUGGAAACCGGAAGGCUGUUGUUAUCCAUGUGCCAUACAGACACAGAAAAGCUUUCCGCAAGAUUCACGUCAGGCUUGUCAGGGAGUUGGAGAAGAAAUUCAGUGGCAAGGAUGUGAUUCUGAUUGCCACCCGAAGGAUACUGAGGCCCCCAAAGAAAGGAUCCGCUGUUCAACGACCCCGCAGCCGGACUUUAACUACAGUACAUGAUGCCAUGUUAGAGGAUGUUGUUGUCCCUGCUGAGAUUGUUGGGAAGCGCGUUAGAUAUCGCAUUGAUGGAUCCAAGAUAAUGAAGGUCUUCUUGGACCCCAAGGAAAGAAACAAUACUGAAUAUAAGCUGGAGACUUUUGCUGCAGUUUACAGAAAGCUUUCAGGCAAAGAUGUUGUGUUCGAGUACCCAUUGACAGAGCCUUAAAAGUAGUUGCAGAUGAUUUGUUGUAGAUCUUUGUGAU